This is a messenger RNA of Polistes dominula (European paper wasp), 3289 nucleotides long. Its product is annotated as dual 3',5'-cyclic-AMP and -GMP phosphodiesterase 11. Gene Ontology annotation, molecular function: protein binding; 3',5'-cyclic-nucleotide phosphodiesterase activity. Gene Ontology annotation, biological process: signal transduction. The record is from RefSeq and is a predicted model, not a curated record. Lineage: Eukaryota; Metazoa; Arthropoda; Insecta; Hymenoptera; Vespidae.
AGAAGAAGAAGAAGAAGAAGAAGAAGAAGAAGAAGAAGAAGAAGAAGAAGAAGAAGAGGAAGAAGAAAGUUUGUUGAGAUAUCGAUCGGUUCGUUCUUCACACUACGAGUAAAUACCUUGAAGGUUUUUCAUCAGCUAAACUCAAAAGGAUCUUCUUUUCUAUUGUCCGCUUAGGGAUUAUCCUCCUGGAUCUUCAAGGAUUCAUCUUCGUGAUAACGGUUUGCCGAACGCAGUCAAGCUGGCUGCCUCUGGUGGUAAGCCCUCCGUUGCCGUCGCCGCCUCCGCGCACCCCCCUGUGCUGUGGAGCUCGCGCAGAAAGCCGGGCCUGCACUUGCGGAGCAUCGAGGAGCCGAGGAUGACGGCGGAAACGGCAGCUCCUUGUCUGCAGGGGGUGCAAGGGGUGCAGGGCGUUAUGGCGGCAGGUCAGGGUAUGUUGCAACAGGUGCAAGAUGGAAAAUCAACGGGUAGUUAUUACACCUCAACUACGACCGUAUACGAUCCGGAAUAUGCACGAAUGGAAGCUUGGUUGGACGAACACCCUGAUUUCGUCAAUGAUUAUUUUCUCAGAAAGGUGACACGACAAACGGUAGACAUGUGGUUGGUGUCGCAUGCGACACCAACGUCCUCAUCGAGCAGUUGCAUAGAACUGUCUAGUCCAACCCACGCCGGUGGUGGUUCAUCGUCAUCCGGUCGAGGUGCUUCAAGUGGUGGCUCUGGUGCUACCACCCCGGUUAGGAAGAUCUCUGCUCACGAAUUUGAGCGUGGUGGUCUUUUGAAACCAAUCGUCAAUACGAUAGACGGUACACCUACGUUCCUCAGUGUUUCAUCAGGAGAAACUGAUCAAUCAAGUGGACAACCAGUUGGUUCAACUAAUUCUGCGCGAACCCAAAGACGAUCCAGGCACGAACUUAGGCAUCUCGAUGAGAAGGAUCUCAUUUUUGAACUGGUCAAGGACAUUUGUAACGAGUUGGACGUAAGAUCAUUGUGUCACAAGAUCCUUCAAAACGUAAGCACUUUGCUUCACGCCGAUCGCGGUUCAUUGUUCCUUGUACAAGGUGAAAGAGGUGGUGGACAUGUACCAUUAUUACAAAAUCACGAGACUAGUAUUAACAAUAGCGAAAACAAUGGUGGUUCACGAAGAUUCGUCAAUCAAAAUUACGGACAAUCCUAUUCGAGAAGUAGGUGUCUCGUUUCUAAACUCUUUGACGUUUGUUCGAGGUCAACGUUACUCGAGAUGGAAAAGAAAGAUGAAAUCAAGAUUCCUUGGGGUACUGGGAUAGUUGGUUACGUUGCUGAAAGUGGUGAACCUGUCAACAUACCAGACGCUUAUAAGGAUUCGAGGUUUAAUCGAGAGAUCGAUGCACUUACGGGAUACAGAACGAGAGCAUUAUUGUGCAUGCCAAUCAAGGAUUGCAACGGUGACGUAGUCGGAGUUGCACAGGUCAUCAACAAACUUGGCGGUGAGGCACAAUUUACCGCUCAGGAUGAAAAAGUAUUUGCCGGUUAUUUGCAAUUUUGCGGUAUCGGUUUGAGAAAUGCACAAUUGUACGAGAAAAGUCAAUUGGAAGUUAAAAGAAAUCAGGUGCUGUUGGAUCUUGCUAGAAUGAUCUUCGAGGAACAAAGUACGAUAGAACAUAUGGUCCUCAGAAUUUUAACACACACUCAAUCGUUAAUUCAAUGCCAACGUGUACAGGUAUUACUGGUUCAUAAAGCAUCGAAAGGAAGCUUUUCACGUGUAUUUGAUUUCGAGGCUAACGAUCUUACCGGUGAAGAUUCUGAUUCUCGUACGAGUCCGUUCGAGAGUAGAUUUCCUAUAAACGUCGGCAUCACCGGAUACGUGGCGACGACAGGCGAGACUGUCAGUAUACCAAAUGCAUACGAAGAUCCAAGAUUUGAUCCAUCGGUGGACGAAGGUACGGGUUUUCGACAUCGUACCAUUCUCUGCAUGCCCAUCAAAAAUUCAUCUGGGCAAAUAAUUGGUGUUAUACAAUUGAUCAACAAAUUCGAUGAUCUACAAUUUACGAAAAAUGACGAGAACUUUGUUGAGGCGUUCGCCAUUUUCUGCGGCAUGGGCAUACACAAUACGCACAUGUACGAGAAAGCUGUUGUAGCUAUGGCCAAACAAAGUGUGACCUUGGAAGUAUUGAGUUACCAUGCAUCGGCUUCUUUAGAGGAUGCUCAAAGACUGAGGGGAUUAAGAGUACCAUCCUCGGCGCAUUUUCAAUUGCACGAUUUCAAAUUCGAUGACAUUUACAUGGAGGAUGACGAAACUCUGACAGCAUGUUUACGAAUGUUUCUUGAUCUUGACUUUGUCGAACGUUUUCAUAUUGAUUACGACGUAUUAUGUCGAUGGUUGCUAAGCGUUAAAAAAAAUUAUCGUAACGUAACUUAUCACAAUUGGCGACACGCCUUUAAUGUCGCACAAAUGAUGUUCGCAAUAUUAACAGCUACACAAUGGUGGAAGGUUUUCGGUGAAAUCGAAUGUCUGGCAUUGAUAAUUGCUUGUCUUUGUCACGAUCUUGAUCAUCGUGGUACCAACAAUUCAUUUCAAAUCAAGGCUUCCUCACCAUUGGCACAACUUUAUUCAACGUCAACCAUGGAACAUCAUCAUUUCGAUCAAUGUUUAAUGAUACUAAGCAGUCAGGGUAAUCAAAUAUUAUCUAAUCUAUCACCGGAAGAAUAUUCACGAGUGGUAAAGGUACUCGAGGAAGCUAUACUAUCGACGGAUCUUGCUGUAUAUUUUCGAAAAAGGGGAGCCUUUUUCAGUCUGGCACGAGGUGGCGGUUAUAAUUGGGCAUACGGAGAUCAUCGUGAACUUUUACGUGGUAUGUUGAUGACCGUAUGCGAUUUGGCGGCCAUUACGAAACCAUGGGAAGUUGAGAAAAGGGUUGCCGAAUUAGUUAGCAGCGAAUUUUUCGAACAGGGUGAUAUUGAAAGGCGAACUUUAAAUAUUACUCCUAUCGAUAUUAUGAAUAGGGAAAAAGAGGACCAAUUGCCGAUCAUGCAAGUUGGUUUCAUCGAUUCGAUUUGCCUUCCUAUUUAUGAGGCAUUUGCAAUACUAUCGGAAAAAUUGGAACCUUUGGUAGAAGGUGUGAGAAAUAACAAACGUCAUUGGAUAGAAAUAGCAGAAUCCAAAUGUUCGACAGAAAAUUGCACGAAUCACGAUAGGACGUCAACACCAUCAGACGAUGAUAACGAAGAGAUCAACGAACAGGCGGACCAAUAGUCAUUAAAAAAACAAUAAUUAUAUAUACAUAUAUACAUAUAUUUAUCAGUGUCCUAUGACUAA